Chroicocephalus ridibundus (black-headed gull) is the source of this 6801-nucleotide messenger RNA. RefSeq names its product HPS5 biogenesis of lysosomal organelles complex 2 subunit 2 (gene HPS5). The coding region runs from base 189 to 3587 and encodes 1132 amino acids. NCBI's taxonomy places the organism in Eukaryota, Metazoa, Chordata, Aves, Charadriiformes, Laridae. Gene Ontology annotation, biological process: developmental pigmentation. The record is from RefSeq and is a predicted model, not a curated record. The transcript is spliced from 23 exons. Gene Ontology annotation, molecular function: protein binding. Gene Ontology annotation, cellular component: cytoplasm.
GGGGACUGGGCCGCCGGGAGGGUGGUGAUUCUUGUUUGUACGUCUCUCUGAGGUGGGGUGCUGCCUUCCCCGCUGGUCGGGGGCUGCGCCGCGACCUGUCGGCGGGGCGUUCGGUGCCUGCCGGUGGUGCAGCUAAAAGCUGAAGUUGUAAUGCACCCAUGAAUGAGUAGUGCUAGUCUGGUACAUCAAUGGCCUCUGUGCCAAUAAUUCCAGACUCUUACAACCAUGUGUUGGCAGAGUUUGAAUGUUUGGAUCCGUUGCUUUCUGCGCUCAGGCUGGAUUCUAGCCGUCUGAAGUGCACAUGUAUAGCUGUGUCGAAGAGAUGGCUAGCUCUAGGCAGUUCAGGAGGAGGACUAAACCUUAUACAGAAGGACGGCUGGAAGCAAAGACUCUUUCUCGCUCAUAAGGAAGGUGCCAUUUCCCGGGUUGCCUGUUGUUUACAUGAUGAAGACUACGUUGCUGUCGCCACCAGCCAAGGUCUUGUAGUAGUCUGGGAGCUAAAUCAGGAACGCCGUGGGAAGCCAGAACGGAUUUAUGUUUCCUCAGAGCAUAAGGGCAGAAAAGUGACAGCUCUAUGUUGGGAUACAGCUGCCCUUCGUGUUUUUGUGGGAGAUCAUGUGGGAAAAGUAUCAGCCAUCAAGAUUAACACAUCGAAACAAGGGAAGGCUGCUGCUACUUUUGUGAUGUUUCCUGUUCAGAUUAUAACCACCGUAGAUUCUCGGGUUGUUCAGCUUGAUUAUUUGGAUGGAAGACUGCUCAUAUCUUCACUUACACGCACUUAUUUGUGUGAUACUGAGAGAGAGAAGUUCUGGAAAAUUGGUAACAAAGAGAGAGAUGGAGAAUUUGGAGCAUGUUUCUUCCCUGUUGGGAAAAACAGUGUGAAUCAGCAGCCAUUAAUAUAUUGUGCUCGACCUGGCUCAAGGAUGUGGGAGGUGAACUUUGACGGGGAAGUACAAAGCACACAUCAGUUCAAGCAGCUGCUCUCAUCACCACCUCUUCCUGUUGUUACUCUCAGGCUGGAUCCUCAUUAUACUAGUUCCAGCUGCUCUCCGCAAUCUUUAUCUUUCCCCAAGCUACUGUAUUUGGCUGAGCACUGUGUGAUGACCUGGACAGAAAGAGGCAUUUAUAUUUUUCUGCCCCAAAGUGUUCAAGUCUUGCUCUGGAGUGAAGUAAAAGAUAUUCAGGAUGUUGCGGUUUACAAAAGUGAGUUGUUCUGUCUGCAUACGAACGGAAAAGUGGUGCACCUCUCCCUUCUGCUGGUAGACCGCUGCAUAGAGCGUCUGAUAAGAAGAGGGUUCUGGACACUUGCUGCCAGAGUCUGUUGUCUCUUCCAAAAUUCAAUAAUUUCUUGCAGAGCAAGAAAAAAUUUGCCUCUAGACAAGCUGGAGCACUUGAAGUCUCAGCUGGAUGCCUCAACCCAACAAGAUCUCAUUACGCAGAUGGAAGAACUAAUUUCAAAGUUGGAACCUCUAGAUUCUGCAUGCAGCAGUAGAAGGAGCAGUAUUUCAUCUCAUGAAAGCUUCAGUAUCUUGGACUCUGGAAUAUAUCGUGUUAUCAGUCGAAGAGGCAGUCAGUCAGAUGAAGAUUCAUGUUCUCUCCACAGUCAAACAUUCUCGGAAGAUGAGAGACUUAAAGAAUUUCCUGCUCACCAGGAAGACGAGCAAGUGGAACUUGACAAUGUAUCUCAUGCAUCUGUGACGGUUGAGGCUGACCGGAAUGAGACAUUUCUCCCAUUCAGUAUUCCUUUGUCAUUUCGUUCCCCAUCUCCUCUCGUCUCUCUCCAAGCUGUCAAAGAAAGUGUUUCCAGCUUUGUACGCAAAACUACUGAAAAGAUUGGCACACUUCAUAUAAGUCCUGAUACUAGAGGGAGGCAAGAAGCAAAGGAUGACGAGCCACUGCAGGAGUUGACUGUUAGUCUGGUAGCAUCUCCCCAGGAAGAGAAAGAGUUAGAACCACAGAGCUGCCAGCUUCCAGAGGAGGACUAUCUAAGAGAUCUCAAUGCUGCCACAGCAGAAGCUAUAGCCAAACUGCAGGAUCCCCUGGUUUUGUUAGAACCGCAGUGUAUGAGAAGGGUUUUACAGGAAUGGCUUAUCUAUCUAGAAGAAAAGUUCGGCAGCAAAGAGCAUUCUGCUUCCUCUAUUAAGAAAAGCAAGACUGUGUGUGUCGAAGAAGAGAGGGAAGUCCUGGAGGAAAACCCACGACUGGAUCCAACUGAUGGAGACCCAUCAGACAAAGAACAGAGUAUCUUGAAAGACUGCUCUGAAAAUACUGAUGACACCUGUGUAAGCAAAAACAUGUGUGAAAAUAGUACUGAUUUGAAGGGACCUUUGGAUUCCUGCUUUCAAGUGUCUCCUCCAUGUGUCAUAGCACCGGAUGUUCAGAAAGAUCUUGUUGAGUUGACAACACUGUGCUUUGAGCUGCGUGUAUUUUCUUGUGGAAAUGGUGAGGCAGAGGAAAGCUCUGAUGGAAGCCUGCCACUAUCAGCUUCAUGGACUUUGGCUUGUAGGUUUAUGCGAAGCUACUUCUUUCUUUUGGAUUUAAAAAGACUAAAGCAGUGUAUUAUAACCAUGUAUUCAACCAUUCCUAAUGUAUGGGAAACAUACAUCGCAGGAUUGAAAGAACUAACUUGUCACAGCCCAGUGGCUUUAGCAAUGGAAAAUGAAGAUAUGUUGAAAAUACUGAAACAGCUGCAUGACCUGGGGCCUUGGGAUGAUAGCCCGCUGUUGCUGGUGCACGCUCAAAGGCUUUAUGAAAAAUUUGGGGAAACAGCUCUUCGGCCCUUGAUCAAGUUCCACCCCUCUAUUUUGCCUUCUGAUAUCAAACAGCUUUGCAGGAAUGAUCCAGCUCACUUUUUAGCAUAUUUAGAUAGUCUGGUGAAAUCAAAGCCAGAGGAUAAAAGGUCAUCUCUCCUUAGAUCUCUUCUGCAGCCUGAAUCUGUACGACUGGAUUGGUUGUGCUUGGCAGUUUCUCAUGAUGCGCCACAAAGAACAAAUACUGUGGAUGCAGAAGGAAAUCCCAGGCCACGAUCGCAUUUGUUUACCUGGGGCUACAGCCAGCUUAUUCUGCUUUUGAUUAAACUCCCAGCUGAUUUUGUUACAAAAGAGAGGAUGGCUGACAUCUGUAAAGCACAUGGAUUCUGGCCUGGAUAUCUUUUUCUCUGUCUGGAGCUGGAUAGAAGAAUAGAAGCCUUUACUAAUAUUGCUCAUUUGGAUGAUUUGAGCCUGUUGAAUGGAGAAGAUGGUUCCAUUCCAGAGACUAUAGAAGAAUGGAAGUUUCUUCUGCGUCUUGCACAAAAUCACAGCACCACUUUCCACCACCAUGGCCCACAGAACGGGAAAGUUGUCAGCAAUGGUAGCCCGAGCUGCCCAGACUGCAUCACUGUAGAAAACGUAGCGCUCUUACUGGCAAAGGCCAUUGGCCCAAAUCGUGCCUUGCCUCUCUUGCAGGAGUGUGGCUUGACACUAGAAUUGUCUGAGAGAUUUACUGGUGUCUGUGAGAUACUGAGAAUUGCUGAGAAAAGGCAAAGAGCGCUGAUUCAGUCCAUGUUGGAAAGGUGUGACCGGUUUUUGUGGUCUCAGCAAGCAUAGAAAACAACUUGGGAAACUUUGGAAAUGUUUUUUACUGUAACGAUUUUAUAUUAAAGUGCCUCUUAAACUCAACAGGCUCUUAAAGAAAUGAACUCCUGUCUAAAAGUUCAGUUAUAUUGAGCCAGUCUCCAUCUGGCAGGUGUCCGACUGGGAACUAUUGAUGGUUCUUCCUUAUCCCUUUGGAGAUGAGUUUUGAACUCUAGAAGUUAAAUCAAAGCAAUCUAGUAUUUAUGUUGAAAUUAACCUCACAUAUUUAUGAGAAGAAAAUUCCUGAAUUUAUUUUCUCAGUCUAUAUGACUUAAGUGUUAAGAAUAUGAGCCCCUAAAUGUUAAAUUAUGGAGUAUAAAACUUUUUGUUUGUUUGCAAACAUGAGAAGCUAUUUCUUGCAAAUAUGUAAGCCUGUAAUUAUUUAAUUUUCCUGUAAACGACAUUGACUUUUUGAAGUUACUGUAGAAGUACUUUUUAUGAUACCGCCCCCCUUUAAAUUAUAUGGACUGGUCUUGCCCAUUUGAAAUGCAUUAAUUGAGCCAAAUCUUAAAAUGGGAGGGAGAUAUUUUUCAUGAGUGGAUUAAUGGUUAAGAAUGGUGAUCUACAGAAGAACUUGUUAAAUGAACUUACUGUUAAACUCUUAAGCGUGACAUUUCUAAAUUCCUCUUACCUAUUUGUGCAACAUGACUAUAAACAUCAGUUGUGAUAUUUCAACAAACCUCGGGACAGUGGAAUUAGAAUCACAGAAUCAUUUAAGCUGGAAAAGACCCUUAAAAUCAUCGAGUCCAACCAUUAACCUAACACUGCCAAGUCCACCACUAAACCAUGUCACAAAGCACCACAUCUAUGCGUCUUUUAGAUACCUCCAGGGAUGGUGACUCAACCGCUUCCCUGGGCAGCCUGCUCCAAUGCUUGGUAACCCUUUUGGUGUAAAAAUUUUCCCUAAUAUCCAAUUGAAGUCUCCCCUGGUGCAACUUGAGGCUGUUCCCUCUUGUCCUGUUGCUUCUUACUUGGGAGAAGAGACCAACACCAGCCUCGCUACAACCUCCUUUCAGGUAGUUGUAGAGAGCAAUAAGGUCUCCCCUCAGCUGCCUCUUCUCCAGGCUAAACAAUCCAGUUCCCUCAGCUGCUCUUCAUAAGAUUUGCGCUCUAGGUAGACCCUUCGCUAGCUUUUUUUUGUCCUUCUUUGGAUGCACUCCAGCACCUCAAUGUCUUUCUUGUAGCCAGGGGCCCAAAACCAAACAUGGUCUCUGAGGUGUGGCCUCACCAGUGCCCAGUACAGGGGGACGAUUGCUUCCCUAGUCCUGCUGGCCACACUAUUUCUGAUACAAGCCACAAUGCUGUUGGCCGCCUUGGCCACCUGGACACACUGCUGGCUCAUAUUCCGCUGGCUGUCGACUAACAUGCCCAGGUCCUUUUCUGCCAGGCAGUUUUCCAGCCACUCUGCCCCAAGCCUGUAGCGCUGCAUGGGAUUGUUGUGACUCAAGUGCGGGACCCGGCACUUGGCCUUGUUUAACCUCAUACCAUUGGCUUCACUCAGCUCAUCGAUCCAGCCUGUCCAGAUCCCUCUGUAGAGCCAUCCUGCCCUCCAGCAGAUCAACGCCUCCCCCCCAGCUUGGUGUCUGUAAAAUUACUGAGGGUGCACAGAUCAUUGAUAAAGAUACUGAACAGAACCAGCCCCAAUACUGAGCCCUGGGGAACAUCCUUUGUGACUGGCUGCCAACUGGAUGUAAUUCCAUCUGCCACAACUCUUUGGGCCUGGCCAUCCAGACAGUUUUUCACCCAGUGAAAAGUACGCCCAUCCAAGCCAUGAGCAGCCAUUUUUUCUAGGAGAAUGCUGUGGGAAACUGUCUGUCAAAGGCUUUACUAAAGUCCAGGUAAACUUUAAAUUCCACAAUGAAUGUUGACAUUUUGGAAAGUGAAAGGACCACACGUGUUGUUUUAAUAAAAAGCCGAAGGUUUAAAUAUUUUUAGAUGGAUGCUGUCAAGAAAGAAGUCUUUUUAAAUAUCUGCUAGAAUACUAAGACUCACAAAAUCACUUGGAUUUUAUUUGUCACUUACAGAACUAUGCUUUGUACCAGUACUCUUUCUGCACUUUGUACAUUUUUGAACAAGUUUCUUUUUAUGCUUCUAGUUUUGGCCCUCUUCACUGGCAGACUCUUGCAUUUUUAGCAGGAGGCCAUGGCAUCUGGUCAAUAUUUGAUUUUCACAAAUGUCAUUUAAACAAAAUUUUAACACAUGAAUUGGAACUAAGUUUUAUUAAAAUCUGAAAUUUUAUCAUGAAAUUACUUGAAAAAUAUUUCUUUAUAAAGCAUCUUUUUAUGUUGUCUUACAGGACUUGUGCUGCAAAAUAAUGUUUUUCAUCAAAAUAGGACUUAGUAAUACAACUUUCAGACUUUUGAGAGGUGUCAAUCUGACUAUUUAAUCUCAGUUGCAAAAAAGACUUUACUGUGGAAGACUGGUUACUUCACUAGAGGAAACGAAGUUACAGAGAGACAAUUAGUGGCAGGCAUUUGUCUGUUAAUUGUGUUGCUUGUGGAAAAGCCAAUACAGAACUACUUCUAAAAAAGAAAACUUAAAAUCUUUUGGUGUUUAGAUUUUGAUAUCAGAAACAGCACAGAUCUUUCUAUGGGAAACACCCCACGCUCUCACAGUAGGACUUGGAAUAGGAGCCAGGCACCUGCAGCGUGUGGUGAGGUUACACAAAUCAGAUGAUGCUGGUGCCUGUUCUCUUCCCUGCCAAAUGAGCAGUGCUGCUACCUCAGUGGCUGUUGUGCUUGACUAACUCCAUUUCAUACAGUGUGUGAACGUAGUACAGCUUUAGCUGAGUACUUGUGUUGCCCUCCUUAGAGGAAGCUGGCUGGCUUUCCAAGAACGUACCUGGCUUAUUUCUGUAUGUAAUGGGUCCACUUUAUUUGCUCUGGGUAUUUUGUGUACACAGCAGUUUCUUACUUCAGUGCGGUUUUUGUACAUUUGGUUAACUUCAAGUGAGGGUUGGGACUUUUUUGGGUUUUUUUAAGAAUAAAUCAUAACUUUCCAUUCAGAGCUUUUCUUUUUUUUUUAAUUUUGUGUCAGAAUGGUCAUACAGCUAACAUAAUGAGAAGCAUUUGUUCAAAACUGGUGUCUAAAGUGAGCUUCUGUUGAUGAUUUCACCUAAAUUGGCCAUCAAUAAAGAGUAAGGAUUUACUCUCUGAAGAAGAGUUGGAAAAUCGCUAUUUCCUAUUCU